CUGUAGAUUUAGAGUGGAGAAAAAACAAUAACACAAACGCAAUAACAACAACAAACUGAAACAAAUUUAUUACAAAUGCAACGUAUUAACUAGCAAAACGUCCAUUCUACGCACAAUUUCAACUAAAAUUAUUUAAGAUUGAACAAAUGUGAGAGUAUUACAAUCAAAAGAAACCAAAAGUAGGAUAAAUAAUACAAAUGAAAAACAUUAAAUAUUGUGUGAAAAUUUAAAGUGGCCAUUCAACAGCAGCAGAUUGUGAUGCCAACAAACAAACAAGUAAAAAAUUGACAAUUGUUUGUGUGUGUUUGUUUUUGGUGGUCAUUUCCACAAAAUAUUUACCACUCUGCCCCUCAAAAUAUUGGGUUGUUAUUGUGGAUUCUUUUGUUUGUUUUCCAUCCAUACAUUGUACGCGCGUCAUGAUUUGAUCAAUUCACAUUCAUGUUCUUCACAGACUAAUAUCAACUCGUAUCGAAUACCAGCAGUGCGCUGCGCUAUAUUAACGUCAAAGACUGCAAUCAAAUUUUGUUUUCUUCGCUUGUUGACAUUUUGCAUAAGUUUAUUGUUGUUCAAUGCUUUGCUAAAAGAUAUAAUCAUACAUUUUCCAACAAAACGACCACACAAUUUGCAUGCAUCACAUGCAGAGCAAGAGUUACAUGAAAUAUGGAUCCACAGAAGAUUUCCGAACUAGCCAAACUCUUGAGGAAUAAUGGCGACAAAAUAUUAAGUUGUGAAUCGACAUUAACUUUAUCAGGUUCCCUUUUGCGUGCCCUCAACGAUGCCUUCACACUCAUCGUCGAUUCCCUGGAAGUGGGUGAAGUACAAAAUUUUCAAGUCCUCAAGCCGAUGAAUUCCAAGCCGCCGGUCUUUCGUGAUCUACAAUUAAUACAUGAUUUUGUGCAGAAAACCGCUCUACUAUGUCUGGUACAUUAUCCCGGUGAUGAAUAUUAUGGCAAAAUCGAUAUAUCGAAAUUUUGUGCCCUCAAGAGAUUGGAAGUGCAAAAAAUCGAUAUAAAACAAUUGGCUGGUAUCCAACGUCUGCGCGGCCAGCUGGAACAUUUGAUUUGUAUUAAAAGUAUUAAAACAGUAGAUGAUAUUAUCACACAUUGUGGUGGAGACAAUUCGAAUGGAUUUGUUUGGAAUGAGUUGAAAAAUGCCGACUUUAGUUAUAACAAUUUACAAUGUGUUGACACAUCGUUGGAAUUUGCCCAAUAUUUACAGCAUCUAAAUCUAAGGCACAACAAGUUGCAGUCAGUUAAGGCCAUUAAAUGGUUGCCGCACUUGAAGACAUUGGAUUUGAGUUUUAAUCGUCUUACGCAAAUACCCCAGUUUCACAUGGAUGCCUGUAAACGUUUGCAGUCCCUGAAUAUGAGCAAUAAUUUGCUGGAAGACCUGAUGGGUAUUGUCAAAUUGGAUGCCUUAACCGAUUUGGACUUAUCUGACAAUUUCCUGUUGGACCACACUUACCUAUUGCCGCUAAGUGCUUUAAUUACAUUGAAGUUUCUCAAUCUCUUUGGCAAUCCGCUACACUGUCAUCCCAAACAUCGUUUGGCCACAUGUCAGUAUUUGCACAAGAAUUGUUCGACGGUAAAAUUUGUUUUGGAUUUUGAAACCCUAUCGAAGGGGGAAAAAUCCCUGACUGGCACUCAUCAACUGCGGCAGGUGGGAGCAUUAAAUCGUUAUACCAUGCGCUCAUCCUCCAGCUCCAUUUCAACCACACAUGGUGGGGGUGUAACACCAAUACGUAGCUCAAAUACUCCCGCCUCCAGUGUGGGUUCAUUGAUUUCCUUCAAGUUAACUACGGAUAAUUCCUCCGAAUCUGAAGCUAAUUGUAAUGAAAUUGUAGUUAAACAAAAGAAAAAGUCUUCCAAAGUGCGUUGUGUAGAAAUUGAAGAUUUCGCACAGGAGCCGGAACUCGGCAAUAAUGGUGAAGCAGCAGAAGAUGCUAUGCAAAGUUCUGUAAUUAGUUUGGUUAAAAAUAAAAGUGUUAUACCCGAAGAAACUUGCAAGGAACAUUUGGAAACCAAACGACAAAUUGUUGAGCUAAGAGAAAAAUAUGGCAAUGAAUGGCUGCAUUCUGGCAAUGCAGAAAUAAUGAAUAACUCUCCAUCGAGCCAAGUAGUAGAUAUUGACCUAGAAAGACAAAAAUCCCGUGCAAUGUUUAAAGAAUACAUUAAAGAUGUUUCGGGAGAUUUUGCAGCCACAAAUAACCUACAAAUUUCAGCAGCGGCAGCAUCAGGGACAACAGCAACAACAACGAUGACCUCAACACCCACCAACAAUACCUUAGACAAUACAAUGUCUCAAUUAAUGUUAUCACCCAUUAAAACCCAGUCGGAAACAAGUGAUUCUUCGCUAUACAAAAGUUUAGAUCAAACGCAAACUUUGAUUAACAAUAAUGGCAAAGAACAGACCUUAUACAAAUCUUUGGAUGAAAGUAAACAGGGAAAUCCCUUUGAAGAUUCAGAUAAUGAAAAUACAAUUGCGGAAAGAAAAUCUGAAAAUGAGGAAAAUAACGAUGCUGAGAAGGUGGAAGAAGGUGAAGACGAAGAUGAUCAUUUGAAAUAUGUCUAUUCACGGACAGAUAAUGAUGAUUUGGAACAAUUUUCCGAGCGUGAAGAUGAUGAAGAAACGUACAUAGUCUAUGACACAUCAAAACAUAAUGAGGCCAUAUUUUUAACAAAAUCAUCGAACUUCUUAAGAGAACGGGAUCCUCUGACGGAAAAAACAAAAAACAAAUGGAGUUUAAAAAUUCUCGAAUCUUGUGAUCGCAUUAAAUCAAAUACAAUACGAUUGAAUUUCGACACCGUUAAAGUGGAUAAACAAGAACGUAUCUAUACAGUGGAGGAAGAUUUGUGCCAGGAACUGGAGAAAAAGCUACGUGAUAUAUUAUCUCAAAGGGAUUUAAGCGAAAUGAAUCAAACCAUUUAUCGCUGUGUCAACUGCAAUUGCCAGUUUUCACAAGAAAUUAAAAAUAAAAUACCAAAUAUGGAAGUCCGCUGUCCUGAUUGUAAAUCAUGUUUUGUGGCCGAAAUCCAUGUUAUACCCAAAUCAUUGGAAAAGACCAACAUUUUAAUGGACAAACUAUCGCCUGCCUCAAUUGUGGAGGAACUACCCACAAGCAUUGUACCUUUAAAUGUAGAGGAUGUUGCCAGCAUAGAAGUGGCCGAUGAUACAAACAGCAUUGGUAAAGGCAAAACAAGGCUUUCAACUAAUUCACUGCAAGCAACACAACUGAAACAACCUCUAAAAAGUUCAGCCACAUCUCUCAACGAAUCAUCGUGCUCGAAAAUCACCACAACCAACUCGGAAAGCUCGUUUAAUUCAAAUCAAUCCCUGGUGGGCAGCAGUAAUACAGAUCGUGAUUUAGAUUUUAAGACAAACGGUGAAAGUGACAUUGACAUCAUAUCCAAUCCGAGUCAAUCUAGCAUUGAAGUUCUCGAUCAAUUUGCCAGUCGUAAAACAUCCGAAGAAAGACGCAUCUCACACAUACCAAAUCUAGAGACAAUCGAUGAUCAGAGUUAUACACAAACAUUUUUGGAACGUGAAUUUGAUAAUAUGAUUAAUUAUGCACGCAAAGAUAAACCGGAAGAAUAUCCUGAAACGAUGACAGCUACCAAAGACCAAGAAAAACAGGGCGAAGAAAAAGAUGGCGCAAAAACGAAAAAAACUUCAACAUCAACAUUAGUGCAACAAAAUCUAACAGAGAGUAGUUCAUCCGGUUCGGUAACGGAUAGCAUAUGUACAGCCUAUGAACAGCAGGGAAAAGUGGCAGAGUUGAACAAUCAGUUUUUGCAGCACGAAGCGAAGGAGCAUAGCGGGAAUGUUGUGGAACCGAAAAAGGAUGAUAGCAGCAGUGAUGGAUUAUCGGUGUUUGGUGCCUUAAUGCAAUCGACGAGCAUACUUAUGAGCAGUUCCAAAAAACUCAUUGAUACCGAAAAACUAUCCAAUAUUAAAUCGGGAACGGUAAUACCACAAACUGCAACAACAACAGCUAUAUCAUCGACAACAAAAACAACAGCAGCAAAUCCAGAUCUUAAUUCAAGAGCUUUCAAAUUCAAUUAUACCGAUUUUAAUUAUAUCGAUCAUCGUUUAAAAUUAUAUUUCUAUCAAACGAAAUUCGAAGAGAAAGAUGAACAUUUCAAGUGGAUUGUCAAGGGUCGUAUUUACAAUGAGAAUACGAAACAAUUGAGCGAUGGCUGUGUGGUAAUGUCAAAUUGUAAAUUAUAUGUAAUGCAAAGUUACGCUGAAGAAAACGAUGAUGUUGCCAAGUGGUUGAGGCCCAUUGUUAGCUGUACAGUGGAUCGUUUGGAGAGUAUCCAAUUGCUGCCAUGGAAAAUCGGGUUGCAUUUUCUUUUGCGGGAUUGGGGUGGAUUUUUGUUGCUGCUGCAGGACAUCUUGAGAACGGAUUCGUUGAUGUUGUUCUUUGCAAAUAAUUCCUUACCUCCAAACUGUGAUCUACAAUACCAACCCAAUGAGCUAAUACUCAAGCGACUCAAUACAGCCGUAAUGGAUGAACAAUUGAAUAUGUGCUCGGUGCUAAAUGGCUGUGAGAUAACAUGUGAAAAUGCCAAACGUUCGUUUAGCAUUUGUUGUCUGCUCACCACAGAUUCCCGUUUAUAUUUAAGUUCGACCAAAGUUGGCUGGCUGUCGUCCAGCAGCGACCAUGGCAGCGAAGACCUGGAAUUGUGUGUCACUCAAUUCAUGUCGAAUUUAGUUGAGGUCGAACAUUGCAGCGAUAAUGUGUUUAUCAUCAAUUUCCUCGAUGAGACCCAAGACAAAUGUGAACUCUGGAAGUGUACAUUUGAAACGGCAGAAAAUGCCAAUACCUGUCUAAAUGCCAUAAAUCAAUCGUGGGAAAAACUAUUUGGUGUACCUUUAAUAAGUGCAUGAAAAGCAAAAAAUCAAAAAAAAAUCUUUUAAGAAACCUUUCAAAAAAUUGACAUUAUUGUAGAAAACAUA
This is a messenger RNA of Musca domestica (house fly), 4959 nucleotides long. RefSeq lists its product as uncharacterized. The coding region runs from base 661 to 4890 and encodes 1409 amino acids. The transcript is spliced from 11 exons. The record is from RefSeq and is a predicted model, not a curated record. Gene Ontology annotation, molecular function: protein binding. Gene Ontology annotation, cellular component: cytoplasm. NCBI's taxonomy places the organism in Eukaryota, Metazoa, Arthropoda, Insecta, Diptera, Muscidae.